AUGCUCACCACACGUAUUAAGAUUUUCAUGGGUGAGGUUUUAAAACUGCACCCCUCCCCACAGAGGAACCUGCCUUUCUAUUUUGCCUUCACUAUAAUUGUAUUGGGUCUGGAUGAAGCAGGGAAAACCACUAUCCUGUCCAAACUGACGCUGGCUAAGGUCGUCACCACUACCCCAACUAUUGGUUUUAAUGUACAGAUAGUGGAACACAAGAACAUCAGUUUUACACUUUGGGAUAUUGGCGGUCGGUCAGUCAUCAGACCUUUGUGGAAACAUUACUGGGAGAACACAAAGGGUCUGAUAUUUGUGGUGGACAGCACCGACCCUGAGAGGAUCAAAGAAGCUGCUGACGAGCUGCACAAGAUGUUAGAAGAUGACGAACUGAGAGCCGCAACCUUACUGGUGUUCGCUAAUAAACAGGAUUUACCCCAAGCCAUGUCGGUCAGUGACAUCACAGAGGCCCUGAGCCUAUCAGGAGUCUCACAGCCGUGGUUUGUCCAGGCGUCCUCUGCUGUGAGCGGUACUGGUCUGGCCGAGGGUCUGGACUGGCUCUCCAACCAGAUCCAGCCAGUAGAGGCUGAUCUGGAAGCUCUACUUUAAUUUUAUGUUUUCCUGCUGCGUCUUCAAACAGCCGCGUUUGGUAGUAUCCACCAAAAACACACAAUACCUGAUGAGCCUGUGAAGAAGAGAAACAUAACAGAUCCCCAGCCAGGUU
Messenger RNA from Scomber japonicus (chub mackerel), 715 nucleotides. RefSeq names its product ADP-ribosylation factor 4-like. NCBI's taxonomy places the organism in Eukaryota, Metazoa, Chordata, Actinopteri, Scombriformes, Scombridae. The transcript is spliced from 8 exons. The coding region runs from base 1 to 600 and encodes 199 amino acids. Gene Ontology annotation, molecular function: GTPase activity; GTP binding. Gene Ontology annotation, cellular component: plasma membrane; cytoplasm. The record is from RefSeq and is a predicted model, not a curated record. Gene Ontology annotation, biological process: vesicle-mediated transport; intracellular protein transport.